AUGCUCAACGCCGCCUACAGCAAUGGUGGUUUCCCCUCUGCUCCCGUGCCCGAUACAAAGCUCGCUGAACGAUUAUGUGAGGGUGGUGAGUUGCUUGACCACAUAUUAGCCAAAAAAGAUAGCCGUUAUAGCGAAAAAGAUGCUGCAGUAGUUGUACGACAGAUGCUCAAGGUUGCAGCUGAGUGCCAUUUGCAUGGUUUGGUUCACCGAGAUAUGAAACCUGAGAACUUCCUCUUCAAGUCAUUAAAGGAGGGCUCCCCCCUCAAGGCUACAGAUUUUGGCCUUUCAGACUUUAUAACACCAGGGAAGCAGUUUCGUGACAUUGUUGGAAGUGCCUACUAUGUAGCACCAGAAGUGCUUAAGCGCAAGUCAGGGCCGGAAUCCGAUGUUUGGAGCAUUGGUGUUAUUACAUAUAUUCUGUUGUGCGGAAGACGACCUUUCUGGGACAAAACUGAAGAUGGAAUCUUUAAAGAGGUAACUUUACCUAAACUAUCAUGAGAGAAGUCUACUUUU
Molecule: messenger RNA, 513 nt
Organism: Triticum urartu
Lineage: Eukaryota; Viridiplantae; Streptophyta; Magnoliopsida; Poales; Poaceae
Source: RefSeq, a predicted model, not a curated record